Rhizoctonia solani is the source of this 1305-nucleotide messenger RNA. RefSeq names its product kinase domain protein. The transcript has 5 exons. The coding region runs from base 1 to 1305 and encodes 434 amino acids. Gene Ontology annotation, molecular function: ATP binding; protein kinase activity. Gene Ontology annotation, biological process: spliceosomal complex assembly; protein phosphorylation; regulation of mRNA processing. Lineage: Eukaryota; Fungi; Basidiomycota; Agaricomycetes; Cantharellales; Ceratobasidiaceae. The record is from RefSeq and is a predicted model, not a curated record.
AUGUCUUGGUUGAUUCGCGACCGUUUGCGCUCUAACUUUUAUCGAAAUCACUUUCUUCCCCUGAGGCUCUUACUCCGAAACUCAGGGGACUUCUCUGCGUCGGAGAGAAGUGGGGUCGCCGCGUUCUUCUUAAACAAAUGGGACGAAGAAAUUAUCCCUUCUUACAAACCUGAAUCUUUUUAUCCCGCAAGAUCUAGAGAGUUAGUGAACGAAACUUUUUAUUUAAUAUCAAAGUUGGGAUUUGGAACAACAUCCACCGUAUGGCUCGCGCGUGACGUUCGUCGGUGGUGGUGGCAAGAUAAAUAUGUGGUCUUAAAAAUAUCAGUCAACGAUCUACCCGUAAAAUCUACGGACUAUGAAGUAACCGUUACAGCCCGCAUCGCCAGCGAGGAUCCUUUGCACCCGGGUCGGCAAUUUCUACGCACGCCUAUUGAUAGUUUUAGACUUCGUGGUCCGAAAGGUACACACCUUGUGCAAGUUUACGAGCCCAUGAGAGAGCCUUUGUGUGUCUUACAAGAUAGAGUGCAAGGACGUAAGUUCUCGCCCGACCUUGUCAAGACAAUCCUUGGAUUCGUACUCAGUGGGUUGGACUACCUCCAUAACCAAUGCCAUAUUAUUCAUGGAGAUCUGACUACCGAGAAUAUUUUAAUACCUAUUGAAUCCCCCCGAAUUCUGAGGCGUUUCGUGUAUGAAGGACUCUCUCUUACGCCUCAAGCCUAUCGAAUUGAUGGCCGAGCUAUUUGCCUUUCCCGCCAAGACAUGGGUGAACUCGACCCUCAGGCACCGAUGGGACCUCCCAAGAUUAUUGAUUUUGGUGCCUCAACAUUUCUGGGCGGAGAACAUACCACUCAGCAUAUCAAUAACCAGCUGAUCCGAUAUAAGGCGCCAGAGUUACUACUUGGCACCCCCUUUGGAUAUGGUAUAGAUGUAUGGAAUCUAGGUCUCAUGACAUGGGAGCUUUUGCAAGGCGAUGGGCUACUUGAAGUUCGCGAUCUGAUGGAAUGGGUGAACACAGAAGAGAUGCAGCUAGCUGAGAUUAUUGGGCUCCUCGGACCUCCUCCAGAAGCACUCAGAUCGCAAGGCUCAAAAUCCUACCUAUAUUUUGAUUCAAAGGGACACUUCAAAUUUCCACACUUAAUUCCCCAACCAAAAAAGCUCAAGAAGAGAGUAGACUCCCUAGCCAAAAAGGACAGACCCCUUUUUCUCGACUUCCUGAGGGGUAUGCUGACUUGGGAUCCAUUAAAGCGGAAGUCGGUUCGGGAGUUGCUGGCGCAUCCGUGGCUGAGGCAGGAGUCGCCGCAGUAA